Molecule: messenger RNA, 5844 nt
Organism: Acanthochromis polyacanthus (spiny chromis)
Lineage: Eukaryota; Metazoa; Chordata; Actinopteri; Pomacentridae
Gene: fibcd1b
Product: fibrinogen C domain containing 1b
Source: RefSeq, a predicted model, not a curated record
UCUGCUGCUGUUCGGGGUGCAGUGGAAUAGGAGGGUCCACGGUGCGUGAAGCAGCAGGCGCUGAGGCAGUGGCACAGCAAUCGAGGGCAGGGCGGUACAGGGAAGGAACGCUGUCCUGGAGCGCGCCGCGCGUACCGAGGGGACGCGCUGAUUGACAGUUGGAGGCACGGAGCGCCCCGUGCGGCUCACAAGCGGAGCUCGCUAAUCUCCCCACACCCGUCUUGUCAAAGGCAUCUCUGUGAAAUAGCAGUCAAAUCAGCCUGGUGCAAAUAAAGGAAGUUAUCCAUCCUGUGGGUUCGAUCGUGGAGGUUUCUGGCGAAUAAACAAGUAAAAAAGGACGCGGCGGCUCUGCGACCCCAUCCCAAUCCUGUCUUUACCUGCUCUAGUCAUAAGUGGACACAGUUCUGACCAACCUGGCUCCUCAAACUGCACGGGUAACAGGAGUGGAUGGACCAAAAGGUCAGGUUGCACUGUGCAAUCUGAGAAGAUUUUCUCGUUUCUUUUUUCUGGAGUAAAAGGACUGCUGCGCUUGGUGCUGUUUUUUGGGAUCGUUUCGGGGUUAUUUUUGUUUUUGUUCAUUCCAGACUAAUUGUGAAGCGUCUGUGAUUCAAGUUAAAACCCAGGAGCUUGUGACAAAAACUCCUUUUCAUCCCUUUUAAUUGGAAUAACGGAUAGCUAAUCAGGAAACUCUCGGGAGGAAUUUAAGUUCCAUUUUGGUGCGUAAUUUGUGCGGUGAGUGCGGUUCCUGAACCGUACAAGUAGUUGUGCCUCGUUGCUUCUUUUUCUUUUUUGCAUUCAAUCCCCCAUUUUUUCCCAUGGAGUAGGCUGAAUCACAGGUAAAGACUUCUAAAGAGUGGGCUUAUUCUCCGCCGCCUGGAACAAACAGGCGGAUCCGAUGCGCAGAUUCUUCGUAGGAUGGUAAAUGACCGAUGGGGAAUCAUGAACAGCUCUUCUGAACUCGAAGAUGGAACUCGGCAUAAAAACCAGACGUUCUGUGAAUGUGUGCCCAGCUCCUCCCAACUCAAACAUCGCUGGUCAGACUCAGAAACUGCCAGGGAGACCCCGGCCAAGAGGAUGAGCUGCAGCUACCUGCUCUGCACUAUCCUGCUCUUCGUGGCUGUAUUGUUGGCCGUCACUGUAACCGGCACCACUUUUAUGAAUCACUACCAGGCCCCGCCCAUGUCCGAUGGCCUCCCCCACAUUUCUACCAAUCAGGACGAGGCCAACGCCCUGGUCACCGUGGAGAGGGGCGAUGGCUCUCGCAUUAACAUCUUCAUCGACCCCAACUGUCCCGACUACAACAGUAACUUUUUGCGCCUGGAGGGUGUUCAGACCUCACUGUUGCAUUCGCUGACCGACCACGACUCUGACCUGAAGUCAGUGAAAGGCCAGGAUCGAGCUCUGCUAGUCAGUCUGGCUGAGGAGGUGGCCAAGCUGUCGGCCCACGCCGGGCAACUGAAAAUGGACUAUGAAUCUCUACGCAGAGGGCAGGGCAGCCUCGGGCAAGACCUCAAUACGCUACAGACGGAACAGGGACGCCUCAUACAGCUGCUGUCUGACAGCCAGAUCAACAUGGUGAAGGUGGUGAACUCAGUUAGUGAUGCUCUUAAUGCCAUGCAGAAGGAGAAUGUGGGUCUGAAGGCGCGUGUCAAGGCCGACUUACAAAGGGCACCAGUCAGAGGGGCUCGCCUCAAGGGCUGCUCCAACGGCUCCCGUCCUCGUGACUGCGGUGAUCUGUACGCUAGCGGUCAAAGAGAAGAUGGUAUCUACUCCGUGUUUCCCGUUCACCACCCUUCAGGCUUCCAGGUCUACUGUGACAUGACCACAGACGGCGGAGGCUGGACGGUGAUUCAACGCAGGGAGGACGGCACGGUCAACUUCUUCAGAGGAUGGGAGUCCUAUCGUGAGGGAUUUGGAAAGAUCACCGGUGAACACUGGCUCGGGCUGAAGCAGAUCCAUGCCCUGUCCAUCCAGGGUAACUAUGAGCUUCGUAUUGACUUGGAGGACUUUGAAAAUAGCACAGCGUACGCUCAGUAUGGUACCUUUGGAGUGGGCCUCUUCUCAGUGGACCCUGAUGAUGAUGGAUACCCUCUGACUGUGGGAGACUAUUCCGGCAAUGCAGGUGAUUCUCUGCUGAAGCACAAUGGAAUGAAGUUCACCACCAAAGACAAGGAUAAUGACCACUCGGAGAAUAACUGCGCCUCCUUCUACCACGGCGCCUGGUGGUACCGAAACUGCCACACCUCCAACCUUAACGGCCAGUACCUGCGCGGGCAGCACACCUCGUACGCCGACGGCAUCGAGUGGUCCUCCUGGACUGGCUGGCAGUAUUCCCUCAAGUUCUCCGAGAUGAAGAUCCGUCCCACCCGCGACCCUGACAAUAAAUGACACUGACAAAAGAGAAAGAAGAAGAAGAAUAUAAAAAAAAAGAAAAAAUUUUUGAAACAUUACAAACCACGAUUUCUGACAGCUAGAUGGAGUUAUUUGUCUUGAUAUUGUUUAUCCACUAAAACAUACCUCUUUGAGUUUCGUUGACUCAAGCUGUUUGCCUCGUGAUGUCUCUCUUCCUUUUUGCUCCUCUUCCUCCGUCACUCAGCUCUACCAGUCAUGACGGCUGUCAUAAUCCGUCCUGUGGUCCCAUUCUUUUUAAAAAAUAAUACCCUUAUUUUUGACCAUUCAGUCCACAACAACAGCAUACCAGCAGCCCUGAGCCCACAGUCCACUGCGCAAGCUUUACUCAGGCUUACAUGGUGGUCCAACCGUCCCCUGCAGAAUCACACACCAGUGAGUUUUCCCUGACAUGUAACUCUGACCUCCCAUCUGUGCUGACAUGGCACUCAGACUGCGGUUCACUCUCACUGCCCAUUGCUGCAUAAUCUUUGAAUGGACAGGUCUGGUCCACAUAGAAGAGGAAAAAGAAACACCGUCCACAUGAACCGGAGAUACAAAUUCUCAAUUUUCCCCCCUCCCUUUGUGAAGGAGAGUUUCACCUGUGAGAAGGGACGACACAGCGGUGUGCCGUGUCACAUUUACGUCCGCGAUCUGUGUGAAUGAGACCCAGCAGGGUAGCGGCGAGGAAGAAAGCGCGAGGCCUCUGAUAUUGAGAGGGAGGCGGAAAACGAGGAAACAAUUUGACAAGAGGUAAAUUGGCUGAAGAGAACGGAGGAGGGAGGGAAUCAAAAGGGGGGAGAGAAGAGGAAGAGAGGAGGUUCCAAAAAGGAUGACAAAGAGGAAAAAGAAAGAGACAACAAAGGAUCUCAUUCAUCUAACUUGGGCCAUUAGGGAGCAUAUUGGGCACUUUGUCUGAUCUGCCUGCCAGCUGAGUACUGGCCAACUGAUGCAGCACUCACAGAUGGUAACCCAGCACUUUGUGUAUGUAGGUGCGCAUGUGUGUGUGUGUGUGUGUGUGUGUGUGUGUGUGUGUGUGUGUGUGUGUGUGUGUGUGUGUGUGUGUGUGUGUGUGUGUGUGUGUACGUGUGUGAAUGUGCAUGUGUGUGUAUGAGACAGACAGACAGAAUUCUCUAACAAGAUCAAUUUUCUGUCAUGAGUUCAGUAGAGCGUCUCGAUUGACUACAAUGUUUAGCACAGACCGGCUAAACAUGAUGCAUGGCUGGACUACCUUCACUCUCUCCAUCUAAGUGGUUGGAACAUGAACUAACAAAGCCUGGAAGGUAUGUGGCGCAUUAGAGAGGAAAAAAGGCAUGAGACCUCUUGAAGGAAAUCUUACAUCCCCCCUCAUUCCCACCUCUAUUGUUUGUCCUCCUUUUUUUCCCCCUCCUUCCUUUCCAGGUGAUUAUUACGGGGUUUGUUUGUGCGAUCCAGUUUCUCUUGUCAUGCAAACGGAGCAAAACUUGCUGUAAAAUAAGAUUUGACGCUCACAACCACUGUCUUUUUCUUCUGAGUAGAAAUUCUUACAAUGUGUUGUGGCAAAGUCAAAAUUGCCUAAAGCAAAUCAAGGGGGAAAAAAAAAAGAGAAAAAAGCGUUCCGAAGAAAAAACAUAAAGGCAACAUGUGGGCGGAAAAUAGUGCAAUUCCAAUUUUUCCAUCUUUUUUUCUUUUUUUUUCUUUAAAGUCAGUGAAUCAACUUUUUUUCUUUUGGAUGUAAUAAAAGCUUUAAAAUAUCUGUAGAUUUCAUUGUACAGUGUGUAUGACUUUUAGAGCAUGUGAAUCUGUUUCUUACUAUGCUAAAACACAAAGAGAACUCAAGCACACAGACUUAACAGAAUCCACUGGUUUGAAAAAAAAAACAACAACAACUUAAAACGUGAAGUGAGAUGUAUCUACAGAACUUUUUCCCCCUUCCUCUACCUGAGCUUCAGGAGGGAGCGGCCUGUGCUGCUCUGACGAUUAAACUGGAAGAGGAGGAAUGUGAUUAUUUCCUUAAAGCACAUGCCCGUUCAAAUCUGCAGCACAAAUAGAAAUCUUUCUACGGAGGCACAAUACAGGAGAGGUUUCUAACCUCUUGGCACAUUAGCUGCCUUGCUUGGGCAUAUGUGAUCUUUCUGACAUCUUGGCUUUGGAAAACUCCUGAGGCACUGGGAGACAGUCUUGAAUGUGUGCUGAAGGGUGUCGGCCCAGCUGGCGGAGAGUUAAUGUGUAGCACCGAGCAAUGUUGCACUGAAUACCUCUGACACUGGAACAGCUGUGAGCUUCUCUGUCAUCGCCGGUGUCUCGGAAGGAUCUCCCAUCGCACCUCAGCUGUGUGCACCCAGCUAGAUGUACGUCGUGUCUUGGUGGACCGCUGCCACCUCUUCUCAUCAAAGCACAGACACAUGUCGCAAAUACUUGGAGGUUCGAUAAUGUCACGGGAUGUGUUUAAGCUGCGUGAGGCCACUGAAGGGUAAAGGAACUGAAUGGCGCGCGAGGGUGUAUGCAAAUGUGUGUAUGUGUGCGUCUCUGUGCUAGACAGAGCAUUUGUAUGUGUGUACACAAGUGUGCGUCCACGGUGUUUCUGUGUGUACACAUAUAUGCACAAUGCUUCGGUUUGUACAUGCCCAUGUGCAUGAACCAGACGAGAAACGGGAGGCUGAGGGCGUCUCUCUCUGUGGAAUUUUGAAGUAAUGUGAUGCUUAUGUACAACUUGCCUCCCCUGCUAUUUGUGUUGAUACCAGAGAGAUUUACAUAAUUAUAAUGAACUAUUACUUAUUGUGAUUGUGAACCCAUUAGAGUGGACACCACCUUCUGGUACUGUGUUGAACUGCGCUCGUAAACCCCCCCCCCUCCGAGAAAUUCCCAAAAUCCACCUCGACACAGCGUUGCGCUCCUUGUAUAUGUUAAUGCUAUGUUGCCCCUUGUUAUUUCAAUGUAGAGACAUGUAUUAUUUGCCAUGCUCCUUUGUGUGUUUCUGUUGAGUGAAUGCCUUUCUGGUCACUCUCUCUGCUGCAGCUAGCUCCAAUGGAAGAGAUGAUAAAAGAGUGAAUCAGAGGAUCUAAUCAUUCCCAGUUAUCCACUCAUUACAGAGCAUCAGCAUCCUCCUGAUCGAUCCCCUCUUUCCCCAAACCUUCUAUCUUUCUUACUGUGUACCUCCUUAAUUGCCUCAGCCUCUGCUGCCAACCUCCCUACCCUCAGCUCCUAAAUUUUCCUCUCUACUCGCUCCAGCUCCUAACUCCCAUCCUCUUUAUUGCAGUUUUAAUUUUUUUCUUUUUUUGCGUCACUCCUGCCCCUGCUCUCCUCUCCCCGACCCUCCCGUUCCUUCAUUCGCAGCGCAGAACUAACUUUGUUUCCUUUUUCUUUUACUUUUGGUGAAGUACUAUAGAUUGUUUUGCUGAAUCUUGAUACUGUGUUUUAAUGUUCUUGUCAACAUUUAAUAAACAUUCACAUUUUAUAAAUGGGGAACACCCUGAA